CUUCUGGUCACCAUGUGAGGUGGACUUACUUUUCCUUGAGUCAUUUGGAAGGACUGUGAAGUCAAAAGUUUUUAAGACUCUCAGGCUUACUGAGGUUCUGGAUUCCAAGGCAACAUUUCUUUGAAGAAACAAGCUUACAGCUACUUUCCAAGCUUUUGAGUGUUAAUUACCUCUUCUUGCUGUUGGCAUCUGUACUUGGGAGUAUGAAGCAGCUCUGCCCGAUGGCGCUCCUCUUCGUGUACGGCACCCUGAAGCGGGGCCAGCCCAACCACCGGGUCCUGCGGGACGGCGCCCACGGCUCCGCAACCUUCCGGGCGCGUGGCUGCACGCUGGAGCCCUACCCGCUGGUGAUCGCUGGGGAGCACAACAUCCCAUGGCUGCUGCACCUGCCCGGCUCCGGACGCCGCGUGGAAGGCGAGGUCUACAUGGUGGACGAACGGAUGCUGCGCUUCCUGGACGACUUCGAGAGCUGCCCGACCCUGUACCAGCGCACGGCGCUGCGGGUGCAGUUGCUGGAGGACCGGGCCCCAGGCACUGAGGAGCCGCCGACGCCCGCCGAGGCGCAGUGCUUCGUGUACAGCACGGCUACCUUCCCGCCGGAGUGGGCCCAGCUCCCCCACCACGACAGCUACGACUCUGAGGGGCCGCACGGGCUGCGCUACAAUCCCCGGGAGAACAGAUGAGCAGGGUGGGCCUAGUCCUGAGUGCCCCGGGGCUCCGAGAUGCUCCCAACUCAGCCCAUGCUGGGUGAAGGCGGAGGCAGAACAGAGCCCUUUCCAAGGAAUCCAUGGGAAAAGGAACCAAUAUUUCAAUGGCAUCUGAUUUUACAAAUAAUGUUGACAUAUAAGUAGCAAGCUGGUUCCCUCCCAUCUUUCUACCUGAUAAGAAAAAUGUAGGAUUUUAAUUCCCCUAAAUGGCAUUUGGAGAGUUUGUGUGAUCAUGCCCAAUUCUUCCUACUCUCUGCUUCCUCCUUGUCCUGUUGUUUUUGUUUGCUCCGCUUUGAGCUCAAGACAACAUUUGGGAUCAAUGUGAAAGACUUGGUGUUGCAGCUAGAUUUCAGCAGCGCUGCUAGACUGAUCGUGGCCUGUAGCCCCUGAGAGAGCUGAUUUUAGACGGCUGGGUCAAAUUUGUAAAGAAGGUCCACAGGGCAAGCAUGCCAUGUAUCAGAGUGUGUACAGCACCAUUCUUUAUAUGUAUUUUUUUAUAUCAAGCUUCACAAUAUUAAAGGUUAUUUAAAAUUGAAGUCAAUGUUUCAGGAAAUCAAACAUAAAAGUGUUAGUGCUGUGUCUGACCCCCACUUUUUUUUGUAUACUUAUUUGAUGGAAGGUUCUUUACAUUCUGGUCCAAAAAAAUAAUGAACACCCACUUGCUGGGAGACACAGCUGAGCACCCGGACUCAAGAAGUUUAUCUGAGCCCAGAUCUCAGCAGCCCCAUCCCUGCCCCCUGAAGGGAGAGCAUUUGGGGCUGGUCCUUUCAGAGAAGAGCCAACGAAUUAGUAAUUUGUUCUUCAGGCCUGACAGAAGCUUAGCUUCCAAAUACAAACAGCACUUAAAAUAAUUUUAGCAAAGCACGAAGGACCAAUUACUGCCCACCUCCAUCUGAUAAUUGUCAGCAUCGACUCAACUCGGUGCGCAGCUCUUUGCUUCUGCUUCGCAGCAAAUUCUGAAACGUAUUCCAAGAAUUUCAGAACCAAAUGAAAAUGCAGGUGCUGUGAUCCUCAGUAACCUCGUUCUCUGUUGGGAGAGCUCACUUACUCUUCAACUUAAUGGUAGACUGUGAUCGCGAACUGCAUCUGGUACAAAAACAUGAUCAUUAUUUUUAGCUUCUUUUGCUUAGUUAAUUGGAAACUUGCUUCACAAAAAACCAUACAAAGGCUGGGAUGGGUCUCAGCUGAUCAGCUUGUGGCAGCCCCAUCCUUGACGGGGUGGAUGAGGCCCCCCCAAGCACCCUGUGACUGCCCUCCUUGUGCAAUGGGGAAGGGACCAGGCAGCAUGCUCACCCUCACAACAGUGCAGACAGCACCCUAGGCUGCCAGGAAGCCUCAAGGUGACUGCCAUAGGGGUCAGCCAUCAGCACCACACCCACAUGGAGAGCCACAGCAGGAAGGGGAUUGCCUAAACCUGCAUCUGCAUUCCUCAGCACCAGGAGUGAGGGCCUUACUUCCAGAAGAAGGCAGGCAGUGAGAUGAAAAAAGUCAAGUGCUAAUAAAGCCAGGCAGAGAAAUGACAUGUAUAGCAAACUUCCAAAAGGAUCACAAAGAAAUGCUGGUGGUCCACCGGCAGAGCCUGUCACCUAAGUAUACAUUGUCUUCAUUCAAAAAAAAGGGCACACUAAUAUUUAGACAAACGCUGUUUUAUUGAUUUCAGUUUGACACUAGGAAAUCUCACAGGAGAAGUACAAAUCAUACGUACAGCAUUUACAUGAAUGAAAAUUUCCAUUGGUGAUUUUUUUUGGCAGAAUAUUGGUCUCGAUUCUGUGUAAUAUGACGAUGUAAAACGUAGCUGCAUGGGGGUGUUCUGUAAAAUGCUUGAAUCAAUUGUGUGAAAGCAUCACGCAAAUGGCGAAUUAAAUUGGCUGAUGACUGAAAGGUUAUAAAUCAUUCACUCCAGUUCCACGAGCAGAUCCCCUUCUCCAACUGUGUCUCCAGCUCGACAGUGUACAGAUUUUACCUUGAAUUGUUAAAAAUGCAGAGGGAGGGGAGAGUAAGAAUUAGUAACCAGAACCAGGAGGCGGUAGGCUCCUAAUCCACUUUUAGAAAUGCACAGUCCUGCAGGCCCAGCAGCCCAGGCACGAGCCACCCCACUGGAGCCGGUCAGAGGGACCCUGGUGAAUGGGGAGGUGCCCUGGUGGCUCUGCCACACCCUCCCCUUUCUCGCCUCCUCUGUCCUCAGCACCCUCACAGUGGCCGGCCUGAGGGCUGCGCUCUGGCCCUUCACCAUGGGCGCACUCAGGUUGAGGUGGGCUCUUCACUGCCAGGUGACUUCGAACCCCCAGCCUCCCUCUCUUUCUAUGCUUUUAGGUUGUGGAAAUGUUCUCUGCGAAUUAAUGGAAUAUUUGGUGUAAAAGAAAAAGAAUAAAACAUUCGACAGUCAGACCAGCUGCUGAGUAAGAGGAGCACUUCCCUAGCCUGAGCGCACCUUCCUU
This is a messenger RNA of Callithrix jacchus (white-tufted-ear marmoset), 3145 nucleotides long. RefSeq names its product gamma-glutamylamine cyclotransferase (gene GGACT). NCBI's taxonomy places the organism in Eukaryota, Metazoa, Chordata, Mammalia, Primates, Cebidae. Gene Ontology annotation, cellular component: cytosol. Gene Ontology annotation, molecular function: gamma-glutamylaminecyclotransferase activity. The record is from RefSeq and is a predicted model, not a curated record.